GCCAUCGAGGCUGCCGGCCGCGGCUGCGACGCAGAAAUUGCCGCCGCCUCGUCUCCCGCCGCCGCUGCCGCCGCUGGCGCGGCGGCGGCCGCCGUGGCUGACGCUGCUGCGGCCCCGGCUGGCGCCGCGGCUGCAGCCGCUUCCCAGCCGCUGGCUGGCGCGGGAGACGCCGCUGGAUCCCCGCUCAGUGCGCGCGAAAGCGGGCUGGGCGCGCCAGAUCUGGAGAACAUCUGGGACGCCGCGGGGCCCCCAGCCGAGGAUAGCAUGCUGGCGACCACGGGGCGCGCCCUUCCGACCGCUGGAGCCUUGUCGACGUUCGCGGGUUUGACGGCGAACGGCUCGAUCAACGACGACGCGGCGGGCCUGGAAGUUGGGGCGGAGACGAUCGACGGCGCGGAGGGCAUCAACGACUGCGAAAUGGAGGAGAUGGAGGAGGUCACGGAAGAGACCGCCGAGGAGGUGGCGGAAGAGACCGUCGAGGAAAUGUCCGAGGACAUCUCCGAAGGGGCCGUCGAGGAUGGACCCCUGCCGCGAGCGCCCGAGAACGAGCUGAGCGCGCAGGACAACCCUGAACCACACACCGAUACCGAUGCUCAACACAAGACGGUCGCGAACGCGUCGGGCGCCGACGAGAAGGCGUUUGAGGUUGAGGGCGAGAUAGCGGUGGAGGCGGCGGGAGGCGGGGACGUCGCCGCGGAGCAGGAGGUGGCGGAGGUCGGGAUGGACUUCGACGGCACGGAGGGCGACGAGAAGGUCGUCGAGGAGACGUUCGAGGAGGUCUUCGGGGAGGCGGAGGUGAAGGAGGAGGUCGCCAGGGAGGUCUUCGAGGAGGUCCACGAGGAGGCGGAGGUCCGGAAGGACGAAUUGACCGACUCCGCCCGGAGCGAUCGGACGCUCUACCCCGCGUCCCCGCCACGAGCGCUCGAGGGCGACCCGGACGCGCAGGGCCCCGCCAAUCCCCGCCAACCCCCACGCAGCACGAACGCGGACGCGUCGGGCGCCGACGGGAAUGCGUUCAAGGUUGGCAGCGAUGUUGCAGCGGCAGCGAUGGACGGCGGGGACUUCAGCGUGGAGGUAGAGGAGACUGCGAGGGAGGCAGAGGAGGCGAAGGAGCAGGAGGCGGCGGAGGUCAGGAGGAACGUCGAAGGCACGCAGGGCGGCUACGGUCAGGAGGCGGGGGUCAAUGAUGUCGGGAGGAACGGGAGCGCCCGCGAGAAGGGCGACGUCACGCACGAAGAGCGCGUGCUCCUCACG
Molecule: messenger RNA, 1254 nt
Organism: Prorocentrum cordatum
Lineage: Eukaryota; Dinophyceae; Prorocentrales; Prorocentraceae
Source: the annotation of a GenBank genome assembly